AUGGGAAACUAUGACGAACAAGGCCUGAAGGUGCAGCCACAGGACGCAGCAGACGUAGAACUUCCUUGGGACGACGCACGGCAGCUGGUAGAAGCACUCGUACUGUCUCGAGUUGACACACCAGAUAACGCAGUAAAGGUGCUUGGACAGAGUUGGGUUCCAACUUGGGACGGCUGGAAAGAAUUGCGCCAAUGUGCGACAGAGCGCUGUUGUGUUACAAUUGCGGAGCGACUGUGCGACAUCGCCCAGCAAAACACCCCUUACCAAAGCAAGACCGACACCCAAGCAUUGCAGACUUUGGCGUCCGAAGGGUUCAUGUGGCGGAAAGCACUGUCACACGGCGUGAAUAACUGCUUGAUCGAUUCCCUGAUAUUGUGCUUGUCGUAUGAACACAUUUUGCCUCAUAACUUGACUGCAGAUGUCACAGCCAGGCGAUGCGUUGCAGCUGCAUGCAGAAAGCAUUUGAUUCAAGAGAUUGGGGACGAAGUGGCUCCAGGCAGCAAUGGGCUUUUCCCAUUCUUGGAUGCGCACCGGGAUGGCCCCAGAAUUGUAGGAUCACAACUCAAUGCUCUGCAGCGAGAAUCGCAGAGAAGCGGUGGCACACCUGAGAAGCUGAGUUGCAGCAAGGAUGCACGCUUUCACCUAUGUAGAACAUGCCAGGCAAGUUUAGAACCGGAGCAACUAGAAGGCGACGAAGCCUGCGAUUUACAGCAUCAUCUCGCGAAGGCAGUGAGUGCUGAGGUACAUGUGUACGAUUCAACUACCACUGACCUCAGUGUACCGCUCGAUGUUUACACCAUCGGUCGACAUGACAGCUUGCUGGUGCCAGUCUUCCGCCUCUAUCGCUACAAAAACGGCCGUUACGCUGCCUUGUUGCCUGCUAACCCAGCAGAACGGCCUGUGUUCACAAGUGGCGACUCGCAGACAGCAGCCCAAGGUAGCAAACAAAAUGACAUGAGUGCAACGUGCACUGUAGCGCCGCCGACAAAUUCGUUUGGAACAAUUGGCUGCGCUGCCGGCAUAGGCGCAGCGACCGCUUUGCGCGCACCGCAGAUUGAGCAAGUGCGUGAAAUCUUACAGCGGUUCUGUGACCAAAGAGGCGCAGAUGUGCAAGUUGACGAGACAGACGCGCAUCGAGUGAGUGAUGCUUGGUGGAACUUGGAUGCGCUGGGAAUAAUUUUGCACACCCUUCUGCAGGCAGGGUUAACUUUUGCAGAUGCAGGCAUGCAUCACGCGCGUAGAUUAGCAAAUCAGUGGCGCGGUUUCUAUACUACACAGACGCAAGGUGCUGGGAAACGAUUGUCAGAUGGUUCAAUGGAGACAGCUCAGAAGGAAAAUGUCGGUCAUAAGACGGCUGCAACAGAUGCAGCUGCUACGCGCUCUUUGCACAGCACAUCAGCCGAGAGACAAGAACCAACUAGUACUAGUGAAGUGAAUCUGAGCAUUACGGCUCGAAAACGGCAGGCAACGCAGCAAGAUGCAAGUGCAGGCCCAGCGCGCAAAACAGAGAUGAAUGUGCCUCCUCGCCGUGUGCGCCACAAAGCACCGCCGGUCGGAUCAACAACAGCACCAACAUCCAGAACUGGUUCGCUUCAGGGCGCUAGCACUGACGCAGAAGAUAUCUAUCCUUUGCGGCUGUGGAAGCCGUCGCAAGGAAACAAAGACCCUCGGGCAGCGUAUGAUUUUGCAAUGCAAGAUGCAACAGCUCUUCUUUCAGACAAGCCUACAUUGCCAGAACGCCUGCAUGCCGCAACUGACCCUGAGAUGGCAUAUGACUUGCCGGAUUACCAUUGCGCAUUUCGAAGCUGCGGGUUCGAGUGUGCGACACAGGCGGCGCUCGCAGAACACGUUGCUCAGCAUCAUGCGAUUGCGUUAUACAGGACUUGGCAUUGCGGUGGUCAUCACAGGUUGGCCCUGCGCAAGCGACAUUCCAGGCAUAUCAAGACGUACCUGCUAACGCAGCGCUGCCAACAGUCUGGUCCCCUUGCGACCUGUUCUAUUGACCGACGCUGUUUGCGGAGAUUCCGUUCUAACAUGCUGGGUCACUAUGUCGGUACUGCGAUCUGCUUCGUGUGCGCGCGUAGGUUCCCAUUCGUGGACGGUUUUCCGAACCAACAAAUUUCAUGGCUACGAGCAUACGAGCCAUGCACUGGAUUGUUCUUCAACCACGUUCCUGAGAUGCUCGAAGCUUUGUUGGGGAUGAGCACGUAUCACGCACGUUAUGUGGCAACCUUGCCUGCUGAUAUGCAACCCGGUUUGCAAUCCGAAUUGGCGCAGUGGACCUGUACCAUCGCUUGCGCCCCAUAUAAUAUGAGCGUGCUUGGCCCAGAAGAUUAA
Molecule: messenger RNA, 2337 nt
Organism: Cladocopium goreaui
Lineage: Eukaryota; Dinophyceae; Suessiales; Symbiodiniaceae
Source: the annotation of a GenBank genome assembly